This is a messenger RNA of Pangasianodon hypophthalmus (striped catfish), 837 nucleotides long. RefSeq names its product relaxin 3a (gene rln3a). The transcript has 2 exons. Gene Ontology annotation, molecular function: hormone activity. Lineage: Eukaryota; Metazoa; Chordata; Actinopteri; Siluriformes; Pangasiidae. The record is from RefSeq and is a predicted model, not a curated record. The coding region runs from base 126 to 581 and encodes 151 amino acids. Gene Ontology annotation, cellular component: extracellular region.
AUUUAGGACAAUCCAAAAUCUCUUCGACCAAGCCAGAGCUACAACAGCCAGCAUUAGAAGACGAGAAACUUAUUGCCAACCUUCUACAGUUCUAACAGCCGUAGUUUUUCUCCAACUAAUCCAUUAUGUGGAAAGCCACAGUGCUGGCUGUGUGUCUGCUACUGGCUGGAGUGAGGGCGUAUGAUGGACCCUCAUAUGGGGUGAAACUGUGUGGUCGUGAAUUUAUCCGCGCAGUCAUCUUCACCUGCGGAGGCUCACGCUGGAGACGCUCCAUCACAAGCACAGAUGACCUGAGUGUAGACCCGUUUGGCUCAGACAUCAGAGAUGCUGCAGAAGGCUUGGUGCUGCCCUCUCACCCAAAGUUCUCCCUCCAGCAUGACACUGAGCCCAUCUCUUUCGAAAUGGUGCAAGGAGGGCAGGAGGCCUCUGAGUUCAGUCGGCCUGCCCGCUCCAUCAUCUCAGAUGAAGUACUGGAAGCCCUGCGCACCUCCAGCCGGAAGGGCCGGGAUGUGGUAGUAGGACUGUCCAACGCCUGCUGCAAAUGGGGCUGCAGCAAGAGCGAGAUCAGCUCCCUCUGCUGAGUCCAGUCAAGCUAGCUCCUGUGUGUACGUGUUUGUGUGUGUGUAUGUGUUUGGGCGUUCCUUCCUCUUUUGGGAAUUUGAUUGUCCGUUGUCUUGAUCCCCCCUAGAUUAACAUUGUUCCACAAAAUGUUUAUCUUUCUCAGUUUAACAGUGAGCUUAUGCUUGUCACCAAACAGGUUACAAUUCAUAUUCAGUUGUAUUUUAUUAUUUUUAUUAAAUAAAGUUAAGUCUUGAAUAAAGACCAUGUUGAAUCAUU